Messenger RNA from Trichoderma reesei QM6a, 2244 nucleotides. Its product is annotated as fungal specific transcription factor domain-containing protein. The record is from RefSeq and is a predicted model, not a curated record. Gene Ontology annotation, molecular function: zinc ion binding; DNA binding. The coding region runs from base 1 to 2244 and encodes 747 amino acids. Lineage: Eukaryota; Fungi; Ascomycota; Sordariomycetes; Hypocreales; Hypocreaceae. The transcript is spliced from 2 exons. Gene Ontology annotation, biological process: DNA-templated transcription.
AUGUCGGAUGCAGACUCGCAGCAGAUCCCGCCAAUCGAGAUCGGCUCAUUUAUUGCCCUACGACCCGACAAGAGCGAGUUCAUUGGCAGUGCCAGCGGUGUCUUCUUCGCAAACACCGUCUUCCGGGCUUUCGCAACUGCAACAUCGACCUCUGGCGGUGCUGCGGCAAAGCGCCCUCAGGGAGAUGUAGAUGGCCUCGGCACCACAGCGACGCCGGACCCCGGGUCUGCGCACGAGUAUGUCAUGGCGGAGGAGAAGGCCCAGGAGCAAGCAGUCGAGGACGACGAUUCUCUGGGCGUAGGAGCCGUGGGCGCUGAGGAAGCGAGCAAGAGCCCGGGGAUUCGGUCGUAUGGCAUUGCAGCGCCUGGGCUGGGGAUUCCACCUCCGCCGGCUGUUGCCAAGCGGCUGCUGGUGGAAUACUUUAGGAGAUGGCAUCCUUUUCUUCCCUUUCUCCACGGGCCUACGUUCUUUGACAAGGUGAACCGCUUCUACGACCUGGAGGGCAAGUCUGCGGAACCGAUGAGCCAGCGGAACAAGGUGUAUCAGGCCAUCAUCUUUCAAUGCGUCUUCAACAUUGCCGACUCGAACCACAACCAGAAGCAGGAGAGGGAGCUGCCGGAAGAGUCUCGCAUCAAGUCUUCUGUGGCGCUGACCAGCCUGCUUGGCAUCCUCUCCAGUGGCCACGACAUCCCUUCUUUGCAGGCCCUUCUGGCCGUGGAGCUGUAUCUGAUGACGCAGAUGUCUCUACGAGCAGCUUCGACAGUUCACGGAGCAAUGACGCGCAUCCUAUACCACUGCGGGCUGCACCGAUGCCCCUUUCGAUACGUUCAGUUACCGCGCGAUAUCUGCGACAUGAGGAAGAGAAUCUUUUGGUCUGCCUAUGUGAUUGAUCGUCAUCUGAGUCAGGUGUUGGGGCACCCCCUGGCGCUCAACGACGAGGAGAUUGACGUCUGUCUGCCGGGGGCUCCAGAGGUUCACAAUCCGGCCAGGCCAUUUCAGAACAUACCACACACGCGCUCUCCGGUGACGGAGGAUGACAUGCAUGCCUACGCACCGGUCGACCAUCCGACCUUUGGGUCCGUUUCCUCCGCAGGGGAUCUCACCGAUGGGAGCACCAUUGGCACCCACGAGGACAGCAUCAACACGGACCAGCUUGUAUAUCGGCCACAGAGCUUGGGCGAAUCCAUUCUCGGCUUUCUGGUGACGUAUUCACGGCUGCUAGGGCAGGCUCUGGACCUUUUCCACAAGUCCAUCCACAGCCGGUCCAUCACCUGGGACAAGGUGCUGGAGAUGACGUCCAAGAUUCACGCGUGGUGGAACACGCUUCCGCCGUCCUUUCAAGGCGAAGGCUUGACGUCUAUCUUUGUAGAGCCUCAAUCGCACCAUGGCCCUCCCUUUGCGAUAUUGUACCACCAACUCAUCCUCAUCAUGAACCGACCAUUCCUCUCUCUCCCUACGAACCGAACAGAUUUUCAAUUCAGUCUGCAAACGGCUGUGAACGCCAGCCGCGCCAUUGUCAAGAAGCUCAAGCUGCGGCAAGGGGAUUCGCCCUUGGUGGCGUGGCCAGGGAUGUUGUCGGCUGCGUGGAUGGCCGGGCUCGUCAUUGCCUACGCCGGGCUGUUGAAGCUGUAUCCAAUGGAGAAAACUAUACUGGAUCUCAACUGCGCCAUAAGGCUGCUCGGCAUGAUGAGCCGAAACUGGACCAGCGCCCACCACUGCCGCGUGACGCUGAAGAUGCUGCUGGACAGGCUGACAUCGAAGCCGUUCAUGGAUCGAAUCAACCCAGCGUUGUCGGCAGACCCGUCCCUCAGCAUAUUGACGGACUGGAGCCAACCCGUCUUUUCAACAUACCAGAAUCUUCUCGAGGGGAGCCGCAGCAAGCGCCGCCGGGUCGAACAGAACAACGUCAACAGCAAUAACACUGGCAACAAUGCCGGCAACAACAGCAUUGGCAGCAACCCUGGCCUUAUGGGCAAUGCCAUGAGUGGCUAUCCUGCCAGCCACUUCAUUGGACCCGACUCAGGGUUCGUGGGCGGUGACAAUCUCUGGGACUACCCAAGCUUCCAGCCAGUGUUGGAAUAUACGGGCCCAGACUUUGGGUUCGACGCAGAUCAGCUCUCUCAGCAGGGGGAGUGGGAGAGAUUCCUGAGUGAGAACAUGAAUCCGGAAUCGUCAGGACUACUGUUCAACAAUGUCGGAUGGGACUCGUACGUUCAGAACCUAGGAGACAGACUGAAUUUGUAA